AUGUUAGUCAACGUGAAACUAUUGUUUCCAGCAUCUGGACCAAUAAUGGAGAAUGGUCCGCAAAAUCAAACUAUAUUAGAUGGAAAGGAUGCAACUUUGACGUGUAAUGCCGUAGCAGCACCGAUACCAAACACUACGUGGAUUUACAAUGAUCAUGCAAUUAAUAUAAGUGGAAAUUCGAUGGAUGACUUUCAUUCAUUAAUAGAUACAACUCCUGUGGAAAUCGCCGGCAGAGUACAGGUGUUAGAUAACGGAGAUCUUUUAAUUGCCGCCGUGAAACCGAACGACGCUGGGAAAUACACGUGUAUUCGGGCGAACGAAGCUGGUUCUGUAAAUGUUCGAACGCAGAUUGUCCAACCACCUGUUGAUACCUCCGUCCUGCUCGGCUAUACCGCGGAAUUACAAUGCAAAGUUUCCAAUGAUCCAAGCGUUUUGUAUGAUAUAGCGUGGUUCCACAAUUCACAAGUAAUAAAUACACAAGCCAGCCAGAGGGUGAAGAUGCGAAACGAUGGCACGUUGGAAAUAGCGGCGGUCCGUGCUUCUGACGUGGGUGAAUACAUGUGCUCCGUGGUCUCUCCCGGUGGCAACGAGACUAGAUCCGCUCGUCUCAGUGUGAUCGAAUUGCCGUUUGCACCUAUAAAUGUAAUGGCCAGCCGAGUCGAACGGAUUUCACCUCGCACCAUAAACGUCAGUUGGGUGCCAGGCUUUGACGGGAACAGUCCAACAAAGAAAUUUAUUGUCCAAAGGCGAGAGGUUUCUGAUCUUGGGCCGAUACCUGAUUCCGCGCUGAACUGGAUCACCGAGUGUAACAACGUCUCGGCGGAAAAUCGUUGGGUGGUAUUGAACAAUCUAAAAGCCGCUGCCGCGUACCAAUUUCGAGUAACUGCGGAAAAUAGCGUUGGCGAGGGACCUCCGUCGGAUCCUAGCAACGUGGUAGCCCUCCCUCAAGAACCUCCGAGUGGACCACCAGUAGGAUUCGUUGGCUCUGCUCGGUCAUCCUCGGAAAUAAUCACGCAAUGGCAGCUUCCGUUGGAAGAAUAUCGAAACGGUCAUAUUUUAGGAUACGUGUUGAGAUACAGAUUGUAUGGUUACAACGACAAUCCGUGGACAAUACAGAACAUCACGAACGAAGCGCAAAAGAACUACCUUAUUACCGAUCUAAUCACUUGGAAGGAUUACAUCGUGCAGAUAGCGGCGUACAACGACAAAGGGGUCGGAGUGUUUACCGAAGGUUUGAAGAUUAAAACCAAGGAAGGAGUGCCCGAAGCUCCGCCCACGAAUGUAAGGGCGAAGGCCGUUAAUUCAACGGCGAUAAAAGUGUGGUGGAAACCCCCGAAUCCGCAGAAGAUCAACGGGAUAAAUCAAGGUUAUAAAUUACAAGCCUGGAUCGGGCGUAAUUUUACCGAAGCGAACGAGUACAAGUCGAUGACCGUGCCACCUAGUUUGUUCGAUCCCCUCGCAGAGCAAAUCAAGUGGAAUCCUCCGUUUGAAGUGAACGGAAUUCUCACUCUCUAUCAAUUGAAAUACAUGAUCAAAGAUGUGCCAGAUUCCCUGCGAGUGGAGAACUUCACGUCGGACGUACUCUCGGCCAAGAUCGAACAUUUACAAGCAAUGACUCAUUAUAGAUUCGAGGUGGUCGCUUGGACGUCAGUGGGCCCUGGGAAACCAGCGGUAGCUGUUAUUCAAUCAGGCGUCGAACCUGUCCUACCUGAACCGCCAACCAAAUUGGCGCUGUCUAAUAUAGACGCGUUCUCUGUCGUUCUUCAGUUCACGCCAGGAUUCGAUGGCAAUUCGUCGAUAAUAAAGUGGACAGUGCAAGCACAAACCACUCGAAACACAACGUGGUACAAUAUAUAUGAAGUUUCUGAUCCCGACGCCAGUACGAUCACUGUAGGUGGCCUAAUCCCGUUUAUGCAGUACAAGUUACGAUUAAUUGCCAACAACGUUGUCGGCGCUUCUCAACCUUCCGAACCAACGAAGGAAUUUCAAACGAUUCAAGCACCACCGUCACAUCCUCCUAGGAACGUUACGGUUCGUGCAAUGAGCGCUACGGAAUUGCGCGUUAGAUGGAUCCCGUUGCAACAGAUCGAGUGGUACGGAAAUCCAAGGGGUUAUAACGUUACUUACACCGAAGUCCGAACGAACAAAUCGAGAAGCAUCACUAUAGAAGAUCACACAGCGAAUUCGUAUAUUUUAAAGGACAUGGAGGAAUAUGCUCUCUAUGAUAUUGUAAUGCAAGCGCUUAACGACGUCGGGUCGUCGACGACGAGUCCGAAAGCUGUCGAGAGGACCCGCGAAUCAGUUCCCUCGAUGGGGCCUGUUAACGUAGAAGCUAAUGCAACGUCUUCCACGACCAUAUUAGUCAGAUGGGGCGAUGUCCCUAUAGAACAUCAGAACGGACAGAUAGAAGGGUUUAAAGUUUAUUAUGGUGCAAAUGCUAGAUCGGCAUUCCAAUAUAAAAACAUUCCUAGCAAUACAACGUUUACGACGACUUUAACGGAACUUCGAAAAUUCGUGCAAUAUCACAUACAAGUGCUGGCUUAUACACGGCUCGGCGAUGGCACUUUAAGCACCCCACCAGUUAGAGUACAAACGUUUGAAGAUGUCAAGAUCAUCAAUUUUCGAAGGAGUUCCCCGCAUCGGAUAGAACCUUUAGGUACAAUUAACAGCGUGAUUAAUAAAUCUAAACCAAAAAAAAAGAAAAGUCAGUAUGAAAUUCAUAUUUUUAUGGCAACUGGACUAGAGCCGGAAAAAUACUACAUGUUCUCGGUAACAGCACAAACGAGAUUAGGCUGGGGGAAAACAGCGUACGCUCUUGUUUUUACUACAAAUAACAGAGAACGUCCGCAAGCGCCGUCGAUGCCGCAAAUUAGCAGAUCGCAAAUUCAAAGUAGACAGAUAACAUUUAAUUGGACACCUGGUCGUGAUGGGUUUGCUCCACUAAGAUAUUACACAGUACAACAAUCAGAAAAUUCAGGACCAUUCCAAACUAUUCCUGAAAGAGUAGAACCAACUUUAACAUCUUAUACAGCAAAUAAUUUGAAACCAUUUACAUUCUAUCAGUUCCGAAUACAAGCAACCAACGAUAUAGCACCUUCUCGUGGAGUGACCGGAUUGAAAGUAGUUCCAAUAACAACAUCUAGCAUAGAGGUUCAUUGGAACGUAAUAGAUGAAGUAUAUUGGAGCGGGGAUCACGAAACAGGUGGUUACCGCGUCGUUUAUCAACCAGUUUCCGACUUUCCCAUAGCUCUUCAAGACACUCCAAAGGAAGAAAUUUUAGGAAUAAAGGCCGCCAAGAUUGUUUUGAGCGAUUUAACAGAAGACAGGUAUUAUGAGGUAAUAGUGUUACCCUUUAAUUCUGAAGGGGAAGGUCCAUCGAGCCCUCCAGUAACUGUAUAUGUAGGAGAAGCAGUUCCUACGGGAGAGCCACAACAUCUAAAAGCGGAACCAAUUUCUUCUACAGAAGUGCAUUUACGUUGGAAACCACCUCAAGCCAAUAUGCAAAAUGGAGAUUUAUUAGGAUAUAAAAUUUUCUAUUUAGUUACUGAUUCUCCUCAAGAUUUAGAGAACAAACAGGAAGAAGAAAUAGAAGUUGUACCAGCAUCAUACUUGACACACAGCUUGGUGUUUUUAGAUAAAUAUACAGAAUAUCGUAUUCAAGUAUUGGCUUUUAAUCCAGCCGGUGAUGGUCCUAGAACUCCAUCUAUCACUGUCAGAACUAAACAGGAUAUACCUGGACCACCGUACAAUUUACAAUUCUCAGAAAUUACAAUGACCAGUCUUCGCGUCUCUUGGGAAGCGCCAAAACUGCGAAAUGGUGAAAUAGUCGGCUACAUUGUUACAUACGAAACUGCAGAACAAAAUGAUCGUUUUAGUAAACAAGUUAAGCAAAAAGUAACGGAAACAAGUCUACUAAUUCAACCUUUAGAAGAAGAAGAAACGUAUACUUUUAUGGUUCGAGCGCAAACCAUUGAUUUUGGUCCACCCAUAUCCGGAAAUGUCACGACAGGUCCACAAGAAGGUUCACCAAUGGCACCUAGCAACCUUGCUGUCACAAAAACAGUGUCUAGUGUUGAAUUGCAAUGGACUAAUGGUGCUUCUGGGAAAGGGCCCAUUCUAGGAUACUAUAUUGAAACACGCCGAAAAGAUGACAGUCGUUGGCAGACGAUAGUACGUAGCAGUAAUGGACCAUUGACAGAGUAUUCUGUAUCAUAUCAAAAUUUACUCCCAUCUACGUCGUAUUUAUUUAGAGUAAUAUCAUACAAUCGUUAUGGAAUUAGUUAUCCAGCAUAUUCCACAGAAACAAUUCUAACUCCAUCAAAACUAUAUCUUGAAUAUGCAUAUUUACAACAUAAGCCAUUUUACAGACAAACUUGGUUUAUGGUCACUUUAGCUGCUGCAUCAAUUAUAAUUAUUAUAAUGGUCAUAGCAGUGCUAUGCGUAAAAAGUAAAAGCUACAAAUAUAAACAAGAAGCACAAAAGACACUUGAGGAAUCUAUGGCUAUGGAUACGGAUGACAGGCAAGAGUCUGAUUUGGAGCUUUAUAGAUCAAGACAGGGUGGUGGUGGUGCUAUGAAUAUAGCUAAUGCUUGUGGUACACUAGGUAAACGAAAUACUUUAGCGAGAAAAUCUAUGCAUCCUCCUCCUCCUACGAUGUUAGGAAAAUCACCUCCUAGACCUUCGCCGGCUUCGGUUGCUUAUCAUAGUGAUGAAGAAAGUCUAAAAGGGUAUGAUGAAAAUCCUGACGACAGUAGCGUUACGGAAAAGCCUUCCGAAAUUAGUUCAACGGAUUCACAGGGAUCUGAAAGCGAGAAUGAGAGUGUACAAUCGGAUCCACAUUCCUUCGUUAAUCAUUAUGCUAAUGUUAAUGAUUCUCUGAGACAGUCCUGGAAACGUCAGAAACCAGUUAGAAAUUAUUCAUCGUAUACUGAUUCUGAACCUGAAGGUAGUGCUGUUGUCAGUUUAAAUGGGGGACAAAUUAUUAUGAACAAUAUGGCAAGGUCGAGAGCACCAUUACCUGGUUUCUCGUCGUUCGUAUAAUUUUGUUCGUAAUAAAAAAUUGAAGCUUUCGUUAAGUAGAUAGGGUGCCGAAUUAUAGCAAAGUGACACUUAUAAUCGUUAUGCAAUCAAAGUAAAAUAAAUUGAUGCUGAGCGAGAAUUGAUUUUAAAACACAUGAAUAAAAUAAUAGUUUAAAAAAAGAAAGUUUUAAAUUGUUAAAUAUAUGCAAGGAGAGACUAGCUGUUAAAAUUUUGAUCGAAGUAGAAUAGAGAGAAUUUUAAUGGCUCAGCAUUGAAAUUGAAAUAUACAGAGUUAAAGACUUAUGUUGGAACACGACUUAUGUUGUAACGAGUGUUUCACGCAUACUGAUAUAAUAACUUCGUAUAAUAAUUUUAAUAUGCUUUUGGCACCAUCCUAUUGUGAUAUAUUGAAAUACAUAUUAUUUAUAAUUUUAGGUAAAGUCAAAAUGUGUAUAAUAAGUAUUUUUUACUUUUAUUAAGUGAAGUUGAAACAAAAUAUUGUAUGGAUCUCGAAUAAUGUAAUGCUUGCGCAUUUUUUUAAUUGUAAAAAAGAAAGUUUCUCAGAACAUCCUGUUAAUAUGACGUACUAAUGAAAUAGAAUAACAUCAUCAAUAAUAAUGGAAAACAAUAUCGUAACGAAAACUGCCAGAGACAACUACAUAAUAAACUUAAGAAACAAAAUAAUAUUUUAAUACUACAUUUAAUAUGAUAAAGACGAUUAAAUUAUAAUCCAUUAAAACAUGAUGUAAUUAACUAUCACCGAAAAUACUAAUCACAAUGUCACUCAUAAAUUUUUUAAAUUCACUUAAUUCACACUUUCAUUUUGUGCUACAAAAUGAAAAUUGUAUGUAUGAUAUAAUGACAUUGAUUUAAAUGUAUAAACAGUUCACAAUCAGGCCUAUCAUAUCAAUUUGAAAUGAUCUUCAUAGACUAAAGGCGAGUCUAAUAAUGUUAUUGUACUGAUUAUACAAAUGUUUAUGUAAAAUGCGACUGCGUGCAUUUUUAUCUCUAAGAAACUUUGUUUUUAAUAUUAUUAUGUAUAAUGUAUAUAAAAUUUAUAUAAAUUACGAGAAACAACAAAUACUGAUACACUUGUACAUUUAGUGCACAGCUUAGACAACAUUAAAUGAAAUUUAAUGCUAAAUAGUCUUUGAACAACAUAUAUUUAUCUUCUUUGAAUAUAUAUAAGGAUGUA
This is a messenger RNA of Heterotrigona itama, 6214 nucleotides long. The record is from the annotation of a GenBank genome assembly. Lineage: Eukaryota; Metazoa; Arthropoda; Insecta; Hymenoptera; Apidae.